AUGCAGAGAUCCAUUAGAUUAAAACGUGAACUUGAACGGCUUAAGCAAAAUCCAAUGGAUGGAAUUUGUUGUUAUCCAAAGUCAGAUAACUGUGAAAACCUUGUUGCAACAAUUAUUGGACCUCAUGGAAGUGCUUACAUUGGAGCUAUUUUUGAAUUAGAAAUUGAUAUACCUGAACAAUAUCCAUUUGAACCUCCUAGAGUUACUUUUAAGACACCUGUUUAUCAUCCAAACAUUGAUAAUAAUGGUCGUAUCUGUAUGGACUUAUUAAAUAUGCCACCUAAAGGUAGUUGGAAACCUACCAUCAGCUUGCAAAAUCUUUUGGAUGCUGUGCAGUGUCUUUUGGGGAAUCCAAAUCCUGAUGAUCCACUAAUGGCAGAUAUAGCUCAGGAAUAUAAAUUUAAUAAGGUGGAAUUUGAAAGGAAAGUGAGGAAGUUUAUAGAAGAAACUAAAACUAAACAUCUAUAAUUAUAUGAUAAGUGAAAUCUAUUUAUGAUAAAUUAUACCUCUGCAAAAUUUUUGA
Molecule: messenger RNA, 523 nt
Organism: Dufourea novaeangliae
Lineage: Eukaryota; Metazoa; Arthropoda; Insecta; Hymenoptera; Halictidae
Product: ubiquitin-conjugating enzyme E2 T-like
Exons: 2
Coding region: 1-468 (155 amino acids)
Source: RefSeq, a predicted model, not a curated record